This is a messenger RNA of Manis pentadactyla (Chinese pangolin), 1804 nucleotides long. RefSeq names its product carcinoembryonic antigen-related cell adhesion molecule 6-like. The record is from RefSeq and is a predicted model, not a curated record. Gene Ontology annotation, biological process: regulation of immune system process; signal transduction. The transcript is spliced from 7 exons. Lineage: Eukaryota; Metazoa; Chordata; Mammalia; Pholidota; Manidae. The coding region runs from base 1 to 1383 and encodes 460 amino acids. Gene Ontology annotation, molecular function: protein tyrosine kinase binding. Gene Ontology annotation, cellular component: cell surface; plasma membrane.
AUGAAGACGAAGCACUCUCAUCAGAGGAGGAGGUUUAGCUCAGAGGGACGAAGGCAGAGCCGGCACUUGGGGACGGCAGUGGUUCGAGCGGUUCCGGAGAAGAAACUCUUCUCACAGAGGCAGGCAUUGACCAGCAGCGGACACCCUGGCGCCCCUCGCAGCCCCUGCCCCCCGAGGGCCGGUCCCCUGGCAGGGCUCCUGCUGGCAGUCUCACUCUUAACCUGGAACCUGCCCACAACUGCCCAGCUCACUGUGGAGUCGGUGCAGCCCAAUGCUGUCCAAGGGCAGGAUGUUCUUCUGCUUGCUCAAAAUCUGCCUGAGAAACUUCAAGGCUUUGCCUGGUACAAAGGGGAACGUGUAGAUCUCAACCAUCUGAUUUUAUCAUAUGUAAUAGACACACAUGAAAUUGCCCCUGGGCUUGCAAACAGUGGCCAAGAGACAAUAUACUGCAAUGGAUCCCUGCUGUUCUGGAAGGUCACUGAGGAGGACACAGAAUACUAUACUCUACAAAUCAUCAGGAAACAUAUUCAGGUUGGGAAAGAAACCGUACAGCUCCGAGUCUACUUGGAAUUACCCAAACCCUUCAUCACAAGCAACGAGUCCAACCCUGUGGAGAACAAGGACCCUGUAGUGUUAAUGUGUGAACCUCAGAAUCAGAACACAACUUACGUGUGGUCAAUAGACAUCGAGAGCCUCAUGGACAACACCAUGCUGGAGCUGUCCCAGGACCACAGGACUCUCAUUCUAUUCAGUGUCACAAGGAAUGACACAGGACCCUAUGAGUGUGAAGCCCGGAACCCAGUGAGCGCCCACCGCAGUGACCCGCUCACCCUGAAUGUGCUCUAUGGCCCGGACACCCCCACCAUUUCCCCUUCACAAUCCCAUUACCGUACAGGGGAAAACCUCAGUCUCUCCUGCCACGCAGUCUCUAACCCGCCUGCACAGUACUCUUGGCUUAUCAAUGGGAGGCCCAAGCAAUCCACACAGGAGCUCUUUACUCCCAACAUCACUGCGAAUGAUAGUGGAUCCUAUACCUGCAUCGCCCAUAACUCUGGCACUGGAGUUAACAGGACAACAGUCAAGACUAUCAAAGUCUCUGCUAAACCUUGGAUGCAGCCCUUCAUCCGGGCCAGUGAUACCACAGUCACAGAACAUAAGGACACUGUGAUCCUGACCUGCUUCACCAAUAAUUCUGGAAUCUCCAUCCAGUGGUUAUUCAAUGACCAGACAUUUCCACUCACAGAAAGGAUGAAGCUGUCCCAGGACAACAGGGCCCUCACCACAGACCCUGUCAGGAGGGAGGAUAUUGGGAGUUGUGAGGUCUCCAACUCUGUCAGUUCCAGCAAGAGUGACCCCCUCAGGCUGGAUGUGAAAUAUGGGUGAUCUUCUUCCCUUCCUGUAUAUUUUUAAACUCUGAAUAGAAUUCUUUUCUUCUUUGUAAAAUGAUGUGAUGCUACACUUUAUUUAUUGAGUUACUGUGAUUAUGCAGUGGAAUGAGGUGGAAGGUCCUUGGAAGACUUGCACUGAGUUCAAAGCAUCCAAACAUGAGACUUGACCUGUGUUAGUUUUACUGUGUGUCAUUGUUGGCUUAUUCCACUCCAGAUAUCACCUCUUUCUGGCCUCAGCUGCACCAUCUCCAUAAUGUGGCGGACACCAAGUGCCUCCAAGGAUGGCACAUGAUAAGCUCUCAGGAAUAACAGCUCUAGUCCUCCUCCAGUGGGGUGGGGUGGAUGGCACCCAGACUCUGAUGUGCACAUGGGAGUAAACAGGAGAAUGCCCAUAAUAAUCCCAAGGUGUAGGCACU